CAUCAUUUUAUCUCUAAUUACGAUUAUUUAUAAAUGAACAAGUAUUCUUAUUCAAAUGGAUCCUCCUGUAUCUUCUUAAUACCAUAUUUUUUAUACUUAGAAAGUCGACGUUUAAACUUGAUUAAUGCAAAUAUAUAUAUAUAUAUAUAUAUAUAUACAUACAUACAUACAUGUAUAUAUGUAUGUACAAUUAGACUCCCGUAUAACGCAAUUUUCUACAACGCGAUAAAAAUAUUGGGACGAAUUUGUUUUAUAUAAAAUGUAUUCUCGUAUAACGUGCAAUAUAAAAAAAAAAAAAAAAAAGAAAAAAAACAAAAACAAAAAACAAAAGAAAAAAUUGCGCAAGUUUCCUAUGUUUACUUUAAUGAAGCAUAGAUCUCCAUCGCUACCGAUUUCUUUUGUUUCGUAAUUUUAUUGUUUUAUUGUUUUAUUGUUUUAUUUUUUCUUUUUAUCUUUUUUUUUUUUUUUUUUUUUUUUUUUUUUUUUCCACGGUCAUUCUGAACAUUUCCUAUAAUGCGAUUUCAUAAAAAGCGAAACGUAUAUUAACCGCAUUGCAUGUACGAAUAAUUCUAACGUGAAUUCUAUUCGUGAAUAGAAACGAUGACUCAGAAAAAUAUUACUAUUUAACGACGAUGCAUACAUUAAAUGAUUAGAAAUAAAUUGACGAUGAACAAAAAUUAUAUUCUAUGUGAAAUAAUCGAACGUGUUAAGAUCGAUAAUUAAUAAGUGAAAGGGGAAGGAUAAUGAAAGGAUAAAAAUUAAAAAGAGAAUUAUAAAUUCCGUACGAUGAAACGAAAGGUAAUCAUCGGUAGAGGUCAAAAGGUGAUACAGUAUCUCGGCAUUCCAUAUGCUCAACCACCGAUUGGACAAUUACGUUUCUCGAUACCAGUGACGGAUCCUUUACCAUCCUGGAAGGGAAUAAGAAACGCCAGCCAAUAUGGUCCAUCCUGUCAGCAGGUAUCAAAUCGUUUGAAACUGCACGAGAAGCUUUAUGCACGAUUACUACCACAUGACCAGCCUGAUCCGGGUAUGAGCGAGGAUUGUCUCUUUCUAAACAUUUUCGUACCUGACGGCAAACGUCCACCCGAAGGAUGGCCAGUAAUGGUUUGGUUUCAUAGUGGUGACUUUAAUACAGGAACCCCCAAAAUUUGGGACGCCUCGAUUUUCGUCACGAAACAGAAGGUAUUGGUGAUAACGGUGGCAUAUCGUUUGAACAUUCUCGGAUUCUUCACAACGACGGACGGCGAGGCACCAGGCAAUUACGGUAUGUUCGAUCAAAUUGCGGCUUUGGAUUGGAUAAAGAAGAAUAUCGAACGUUUCGAAGGUUCACCAACGAACGUGAUAAUAUACGGUCACAGUUCAGGCGCAAUAUGCGUUGGCUUACACAUGAUGAGUCCGCUUAGCAAAGGGAAAUUUUCAAAAGCCAUAGCUAUGAGUGGCGAUGCGAUUGGAUCGGUAGGUUCGCCUCAAACCGAGCUACCUGUCGUAGACUUUAUAGCUGAAAAAUUUGGUUGUUAUCGACAUCCGACAACGAAAUUGAUGGAAUGUCUACGUCGAGUGGACGUAUUGGUUUUGGUGAGCCUAUCAUCGGUAAUAGAGACUUGGGGGCCGAUCGUUGAUGCCGAAACAAAUAACGGUACCGAACCUUUUUUACCAGAACAUCCAAGGGAUAUACUAGCUGGUGGUAACUUCAAUGCGGUACCAUUUAUCGCUGGUUACACAAAAAAUGAACAAUCAUUAGCUUAUAUAGAAUCGAUGACAUCCGAUGAUGAUGAAUCGAGCGACGGUACUUUGUCCGAGAAAAAAUUCGAAAGUAUGAUAAUCGAAGAAUCGAACCUAAUCCUAAAUAAUAUAGAAGAUAACAGUACGUGUGUAAUGAAACCAGAGAUGUUGUCAGAUGCUAUUCUCUUUUAUUAUAAACCUUAUCCACCCAAUAACGAUCAAGGCGUCCUUAGGGACAAAUAUCUUGAUCUACAAACUGACAAAACUUUUGCCUCGGGUUUGACCUUACUCGCUGGCGAAUUAUCCAAACAGGAGACCUCUUACGUUUAUAGAUUCGAUUAUCGUCCGAAAACUGACCUUAUGGUACGUGACGUACCCGAAUGGGCUGGUGUCCCGCAUAUGUUUGACCUACCAUUCGUUUGGGGUUUACCCUUAACCACUACAGUCCAAUGGAACCCAGCCGAUAAAAAGAUGUCCGAAGUGAUGAUGAUGAUGCUAGCUAAUUUCGCUAAAACCGCUAAUCCGUCCUUGAACAAUGUCAAAUGGAAUCCGUAUACUAUUAAUGAUCCUGGGAUAUUAAUUAUCGAUAGAAAUGUCGAUAUGAACGAGCCGAACGUAAUAGAUUAUAGAGCAUUCGCAUUUUGGAACGAAUAUUAUCCAAAAGUUUUAGAAGAGGCAACUAAUAAUUGUUGCAACGUCACGACCUCGGCUGCAAACAAAUCGAAACUAUCUAUUGAAUUUUUCUUCAUAGUAAUGAUAAUAAAUAUCCCUAUAUACGAAUUGUGUUUUAUUCGUUAAAUAAUAUUUCUAAACGAUCUUCACGAAUUUUACGAAAUAAAACGUACGGAGAGAGAGAGAAAGAGAAAGAAAGAGAGAGAGAGAGAGAGAGAGAGAGAGAGAGAGAGAAAGAUAGAGAAAGAGAGAGAAAGAGAGAGAGAGAGAGAGAGAGAGAGAGAGAUAGGUUUUUAAUUUUCAAAAGUGAUUUUCAAUUUAACCCUCGAAGACUUACC
Molecule: messenger RNA, 2732 nt
Organism: Vespa crabro (European hornet)
Lineage: Eukaryota; Metazoa; Arthropoda; Insecta; Hymenoptera; Vespidae
Product: acetylcholinesterase-like
Exons: 4
Coding region: 787-2520 (577 amino acids)
Biological process (GO): neuron cell-cell adhesion; modulation of chemical synaptic transmission; presynaptic membrane assembly
Cellular component (GO): cell surface; synapse; postsynaptic membrane
Molecular function (GO): neurexin family protein binding; signaling receptor activity
Source: RefSeq, a predicted model, not a curated record